GCAAACCCUCCUCCACCAUAAAAGUCCCAGUAGAGCCGCAAUAGAGCCACGGCCAGAUCUAUCAUCUGGAGCAUCAUAUAUUGAUAAGGCCGGUCCUUGCGCACGAUAUCCUAGUUCGACAAUAUUCAUGAAAAUUAUCCUCCUCGCAGCUUAUUUACCAUCGUCUCCCUUCACACACCAUAAUGGGCAAGAAACCAACAGCUCCGGCAUACGUGCUUGGCGUGAGCAUGACCAAGUUCAUCAAGCCCCGUGGCAAGGUUGAUUACAAUGAACUCGGGUUCGAGGCUGGUGUAAAGGCAAUGCUGGAUGCGAAAAUUAACUAUGACGAUGUGGACCAAGGUGUUGCUUGCUAUGUGUACGGUGAGAGCACCUGCGGACAACGCGUGUUCUACCAGUUCGGGUUGACCGAGAUCCCUAUUUACAACGUCAACAAUAACUGCUCCACUGGCUCUACUGGUUUGGCGAUGGCCCGUACCAUGGUCUCCCACGGCGCUGCCGACUGUGUGCUUGUUGUUGGUUUCGAGAAGAUGAGCCCCGGGGCUCUCCCGUCGGUCUACAACGACCGUGCCAAACCUACUGGCCUCAUCGGUAUGAUGAUGGCGGAUACGCGUGGUGUGACCAACGCGCCUGGUGCGGCCCAGAUGUUCGGUAACGCUGGUCGUGAAUACAUGGAGAAGUACGGGGCCAAAGCGGAACACUUUGGCGAGAUCGCUCGCAUUAACCACGAACAUUCCAAGCGCAACCCCUACUCUCAGUUCCAGGAUGAAUAUACCCUCGAGCAGAUCAUGAACGCACCCAUGAUUUAUGAACCCCUGACCAAGCUUCAGUGCUGCCCUACCUCCGAUGGCGCUGCCGCCGCUGUUAUUGUCUCUCAGGCUUUCCUUGAUGCCCGUCCCCACCUGAAGGACCAAGCUAUCCUCAUUGCCGGCCAGCAGCUCCGCACCGAUGACACCAGCGUGUACAACCGUAGCUCGAUUGACCUGAUGGGCUUUGGCAUGUCCCGGGCCGCCUGCCGUGCGGCCACUGCCGAAGCUGGCGUCAAUGUCAAGGACAUUAAGGUGUGUGAGCUUCAUGACUGUUUUUCCGCUAACGAGAUGAUCACCAUCGAUGCUCUGGAGCUGUGCGAGCCCGGAAAGGCCCACGAGAUGGUUGCCAAGGGUGACAUUACCUAUGGGGGAAAGAUGGUCAUCAACCCCUCUGGAGGCCUUAUCUCCAAGGGUCACCCCUUGGGCGCUACUGGUCUUGCUCAAUGCACCGAGUUGGUCUGGCAUCUCCGCGGCUGGGCUAACAACCGUCUGGUCGCUGGAACUGAUGCCUGCUUGCAACACAACCUGGGGUUGGGCGGUGCUGUUGUCGUAACUGUCUACAAGCGUGCAGAUGGCAAGGUUGCCACUGCUGUGCCGUCCGACGUUGUUGCCAAGAUCACUGGCCUUGGGUACAACCCGGCCGUCGAGGCUAAGGGCUUCACUGCCGAACAGGCGAAGCAGGUUUGCAGCAAGAAAGCUAGCGAUGCAUGGGCAUUGGCCGAUGUCCAGGAGAAGGUUAUCUCCCGGUUCUAAUGUCCUCAAUGUAUAUACCUGAAGACCCACUUAACUGUAAUGACUGUACAAUGACUAGCGACAGACUGAUUAGAUUUUUUUUUUUUUAUACACGAGUAUAACUAUGAACGAUAUAUAUGGUAUUAUGUAACCG
Messenger RNA from Aspergillus ochraceoroseus IBT 24754, 1692 nucleotides. RefSeq names its product putative sterol carrier protein. The record is from RefSeq and is a predicted model, not a curated record. The transcript has 2 exons. NCBI's taxonomy places the organism in Eukaryota, Fungi, Ascomycota, Eurotiomycetes, Eurotiales, Aspergillaceae. The coding region runs from base 183 to 1559 and encodes 458 amino acids. Gene Ontology annotation, molecular function: acyltransferase activity, transferring groups other than amino-acyl groups.